Callorhinchus milii (elephant shark) is the source of this 5325-nucleotide messenger RNA. It is a transcript of the gene flt1, whose product is annotated as fms related receptor tyrosine kinase 1. The record is from RefSeq and is a predicted model, not a curated record. NCBI's taxonomy places the organism in Eukaryota, Metazoa, Chordata, Chondrichthyes, Chimaeriformes, Callorhinchidae. Gene Ontology annotation, cellular component: signaling receptor complex; plasma membrane. Gene Ontology annotation, biological process: vascular endothelial growth factor receptor signaling pathway; multicellular organism development; protein phosphorylation. The transcript has 30 exons. Gene Ontology annotation, molecular function: vascular endothelial growth factor receptor activity; ATP binding. Bases 108 to 4163 code for a protein of 1351 amino acids.
GUGGGGGGGGUGGGGGCCAAAAAAAAAAAAAGAAAAAUCCCAUCUGCAUCCCAAGAAGAAAGUUGCUCCUCCAUUUGUUCUGCACCAGACACUCGCCUGCGAUCGAGAUGUCUUGCGCUUUAGUAGCAGUUAUACUUUAUUGGCAGAUUGGAGAUACAGUCACAGCGCGAUUGAUUUCUAAACCAAACCUCCUCACUCCUAAACUCAGCCUUAGAGCUAUGCAGCAUAUCAUCAAUGUUAACCAGACACUGCAGGUGACUUGCAGGGGAUCGGCACCAAUAUCAUGGUCUUGGCCAAAUCAUAUCGUUAAUGGAAGUGAAAAACUACGUAUCAUUCACUUCAGCUGUGAGGAUAAUGACAGACUCUUCUGUAGUAACCUGACUUUAAAUAAAGCUCUGGGUCAAGACACAGGAUAUUAUUCCUGCAACACCAUAUCUUCAAACUCCAGCUUAUCUGGGAAAGAAAAGACUCAAAUCUAUAUAUUUGUCAAGGAUGAGAACAGUCCGUUCGUGAAUCCACACACACAAAUCCCUCAAGCCGUGCACAUGAGCAACGGGAAGAAGCUAGUAAUUCCAUGCAGGGUCACAGCACCAGACCUCAAAGUCUCACUGAAGAUGUUUUCCUCAUCCUCCACCGUUGAUGGGAAGGAGAUUAAAUGGGACAGCAAACUUGGCUUCGUUAUUCCCAGACCCACAUACAAAUUUAUUGGUCUGCUGACGUGUGAAACGACUAUGAAUGGGAGGACGUUUCAAUCUUUUUAUUUAACAUUCAGACAGGUUCAUAACAUCAAGAAAAUCCAUCUCAAUGCGACUAGUCCACUCAAAAUGGUGAGCGGAGAAACUCUCGCUCUCAUGUGUACAGUGACUACAGGCCUGAACACAAGGAUUCAGUUUAUCUGGGACUACCCUGGCAAGGAAAACAGAAGUGCUUCAACAACACAAAAAAUUGACCGAACCAAUCCCAGGGUCAAUAAAUUCUACAGUGUCCUUGUCGUGGACAGAGUGUCCACAUCGGACAAAGGGAGCUACAAGUGUAAAGUACGGAGUGGACCUGCAGUGAAGGAAAAGAAGAUAAAAGUUAUUGUUUAUGAAAAGCCAUUCAUCAGUGGUCGGUGCAGAAAGCCAUGUCGCACUCAAGCAACUGCUGGUCAGAGGGUGUAUCGUUUUCCAAUAAAAGUCAAAGCAUUCCCGCCUCCGGAGGUCUUAUGGCUAAAGGAUGGAUUACCUCUUACUGAAAUAUCUGCACGCUAUAAAGUUGCUGGCGGACGAUUGACUAUAAGAGAUGUUUCAGAAGAGGAUGCUGGCAGUUAUACUAUGAUGCUGAGGCUUAAACGAUGGAAUCUUUACAAGAAUAUUACUCUCUCCCUCAGUGUAAAUGUCAAACCACAUAUAUGUGAAAAGGCACUGUUCCUUCAGGAUCUUGAUCUCUACCCACUGGGCAGCAAACAGACUCUGUCAUGCACUGCCUAUGGCAUCCCCCUUCCUAGAAUUCUAUGGGUAUGGCAACCUUGUGCCCCAAAUAAUUCAAAAGCACAGUGUGAAAUACACUCGGGGACUGGGAGCAGCAUUGUAUUAUUAGAUACAGAAGACAACGGCAACAUCAGUAGCAACAACAGGGGCAAUGUGAGUGGAAACAGAAUUUCCAGCAUCAACGAAAGAGCCAAAUUAGUAGAAGGAAAAUAUAAGACUUUUAGCACCUUGGUGGUGGCUGAAUCGAAUGUGUCUGGGGUUUAUCAUUGUGUGGCUUCAAACAAAGUUGGGAGAGAUGAAAGGAACAUUAGCUUUUAUAUCACAGAUAUACCCAAUGAAUUUGGAUUUGACGUUGGCACAGAACAAGAUGUAGUCCCCACUGAAGGAGAUGACCUGACCCUAUUCUGCCGGGCAAAUCAAUUUUUAUACUCCAAAAUUGCUUGCCGAUUUCUGAGUGAGGACAACCGUACUGCAUUUCAGCUCAGCAGCCCAAAUCAAGUAAAGACUGGACUGUAUUCAAUUGCUUUGUACUUUACCAUCAAGAAUGUCUCUCAGGAUCAGUCUGGAAUCUAUGAAUGUACAGCCAGGAACAUUAUCACUCAGGAGAUUGUCCAUCAGAAGAAACAUGUCUACGUUGAAGCACAAGAAGCUCCAUUCUUGCUGCGGAACUUGAGCAAACAGGAGGUGAACAUCAGUAGCUCGAUUACCCUGGAGUGUCAGGUGGGGGGAAGACCGGCACCUCAGAUCACCUGGUACAAGAACGAGCAAUACUUGAAUGUAGAAUCAGGUAUUAUCCUGGGACCAGGAAGCAGAAUGCUAAUUAUUGAAAGAGUCAAAGAGGAGGAUGAAGGGCUCUAUCAGUGCCAAGCCUCAAACAGGAAAGGCUUUGUGGAGACUUCUGCUUACAUCACAGUCCGAGGAUCAACUGAGAAAUCAAACCUGGAACUGAUAACUCUGACAUGUACAUGUCUAGCUGCUGCACUCUUCUGGCUCCUUCUGACUCUUCUCAUUCGUAAGCUCAAAAAGCCUAGCUCUGCUGAGAUAAAAAAUGACUAUCUGUCAAUCAUAAUGGAUCCGGAUGAAGUGCCUCUUGUUGAACAAUGUGAAUAUCUUCCUUAUGAUGCCAGCAAAUGGGAAUUUCCCCGGGACAGACUGAAGCUAGGUAAAGCUCUUGGUCGUGGCGCAUUCGGGAAGGUGGUGGAAGCUUCAGCUUUUGGUAUCAACAAAUCGGCCAUGUGCAAAACUGUUGCCGUUAAAAUGCUGAAAGAGGGGGCCAUAGACAGUGAAUAUAAAGCAUUAAUGUCAGAAUUGAAGAUCUUGAUCCACAUUGGAAACCACUUGAAUGUGGUGAAUCUGUUGGGAGCGUGCACCAGGCAUGGAGGGCCUCUACUGGUAAUUGUCGAAUACUGUAAAUAUGGGAAUCUCUCCAACUACCUCAAGAGCAAGAGAAAUAACUUUGUACUGCACAAGGAGAAAACUCUGCAGCCAGAUCAAAAUGGAGAGAAGACUCACAUAGAACAAACAGAGAGUAAAAAGCAAAGGCUGGCAAGUGUCACAAGCUCUGAGAGCUCCACCAGCUCUGGCUUUGAUGAAGAUAAGACUGUGAGUGAUGUUGAAGAGGAAGAGGAGGAUGCUGAUGAUUUGUUCCACCAACCAAUCACCAUGGAGGACCUGAUCAGCUACAGUUUCCAGGUGGCUCGAGGCAUGGAGUUUCUGGCUUUGAGAAAGUGCAUCCACCGAGACCUGGCAGCCAGAAAUGUCCUUUUAUCUGAGAACAAUGUGGUAAAGAUCUGUGACUUUGGACUUGCACGAGAUAUUUAUAAGGACCCGGAUUAUGUACGAAAGGGAGAUGCAAGGCUCCCUCUCAAAUGGAUGGCCCCGGAAUCCAUUUUUGACAAGGUCUACAAUACUCAAAGUGAUGUCUGGUCUUUCGGAGUAUUACUGUGGGAAAUAUUUUCUUUAGGAGCAUCACCAUACCCAGGGGUCCAGAUCGAUGAGGACUUCUGCAGAAGAUUAAAGGAAGGCACUAGGAUGAGAGCCCCAGAAUAUUCAACUCCAGACAUUUACCAAACAACACUUGACUGCUGGCACAGUGAUCCCAAAGACCGGCCCACUUUCUCUGAGCUUGUGAGACGACUUGGAGAUUUACUGCAGGCAAAUGUUCAACAGGAUGGAAAGGAUUACAUUCCGCUGAACACCAUGGUGGUAUCAAAUAGUGUUCACUGUUCAGUUCCUGCAUCUGUAGCCUCAUGCUUAAGAGAUGGAGUGGAGAAUGCAACGUUUAAUUCUGAACGAACAGGAAGUUUUGGGUAUAUCAACACUUGUAUGAAGAAGCAAACUUGGACUUUAAAGACAUUCGAAGAGCUGCAACCUGAGCUUAUGCCUUCGAGUGAUGAUUAUCAAACUGACAGUGGGAUGGUUUUAGCUUCGGAAGAGAUGAGGCAUCUAAUGUGGUUGGAGAGCAAAGCAAGCAUCUCUCAGUCUUUUGGGUUGAAAGCAUCAGCCAAGGAGAUGAUGUUCUCUGAAGCUGUCAAUCGGUCAAGCAGUUGCAGUUCCAGUCAACAUUAUGGAAGCGGUGGCAAUCAAACAUGUGAGAAUUUGGGUCAGCUCAAUACAUCUGAGCCAAAGAUCAAUUGCUGCACUCCACCACCUAACUAUAACUCCCCGCUCUUCUAUACCCCACUGCCAAUUUAAGGAAAGGAUAUUUCACUCAAAGUACAGAACAGAAAAUCCAUACAUUCCACAGGUUGCAGAAUACCUCCAUUAACAAGUUCUCUUUACUGCUCUUGCCAGUGUUAAAGCAUAAGUGUACCAUUCCCUUGUAGCAAUUGCAUGUGAAGUGUAGCCAGUACUGAUGCAUUAACAUCAAGUGUAAUAAAACCAGCCUGAGAGAGGGAGCGGCCGGGGGUAUAGAAGUAUGUAGUGUUCAUGAAAGUAAGACAAUGGUGGAAAUGGAAUCCAAUUUCUCUUUUCACCUAGCGAACAUGUAUAGCAUUUCCAGGUCAGAUGUGGUGCAGCUCAGAUGCAGUUUACACCUCUCUACAGUCUCGAACAAUAAGGCUUUAACUGAACUGUAUAAGAGCCCCUUGACAGUGCAAGUAUGACUUUUUCAUUUUCUACACAAGCAAUUAAAUUAAAUGAAAGAUGACGCACACCGUUGGCGCAUUAUUGGGAGAUGCAGGGAAGGUUGUUGAGGGUUUCACUGUAUGAAAAAUGGGAAUGGAAAUAGCACUAGAUCAGGAGGUGAGCAGAGGAGAAUCUGGGUAGAUGAUGUAAUGAAAUAAAUCCCCACAUAUCAGGAUCUGGGUAGAGAUCAGGAAGUAUGAGGUGCACCAGUCACUAGUGGAGUGGAAAAGAGACAUAAAUAGGUAAGUCACUGACCAUCUUUAGGGCUUGUGUGAGUUUCAUUAUCUGACUACUGCCACAUUAUAGCCAGCUUUUUGAUGUGGAACCAUGACGUCUGGGUGGUCUAAUGUCAUUUCACUAUCAGCUUUAUCACCACUUUACAUUCAAAUAACUGUGUACUUUGAUAGAUUGUUUUAGUGCUUUACACUGUAUUUUGAAAAUUUCCUCAUUAAGUAUAUGAAAAAUAACCGGCUGUCAACAUCACCAAACUCAGUUACUCAAUCUAUGUCAAUGAAAUGUGAAUGUUUGGUGAUGGGAAACAAUAUAUCUUUAUUGCCAUCCACUGGAUUUGAAAUGUAUUACUCCAUAUAAAUUGAUAAUAGGGCAAACUGAAAUAUUGUAUGAAUGAAUAUAUCUAAUAUUGACUAUUUAGGCACUGUAUUUACUUUUUGUAUAAUUUUGUAUUCACCCAUAAUGGACAUUGUAUCUAAGAUGUAUAUAACUAAUAAAA